Messenger RNA from Amphimedon queenslandica, 717 nucleotides. RefSeq lists its product as uncharacterized. The coding region runs from base 1 to 717 and encodes 238 amino acids. The transcript is spliced from 3 exons. NCBI's taxonomy places the organism in Eukaryota, Metazoa, Porifera, Demospongiae, Haplosclerida, Niphatidae. The record is from RefSeq and is a predicted model, not a curated record.
AUGGCUGAAGUGGAAGGAGAGAAAUGCUGUCUUUGUUUUACAGAAGUUUACAGCCGUAGUAUAAAAUCAAAGAGGAUCAGACUAGAUAGAGAUGCUGCUAAGAAGUCAAGGGAUGUAUUAGACUCUCUAUCAUUGCGUUAUUUUGGGCUAUCUUUCUCAAAGGCAACUACCAGUAAGGCCUUAUUCUGUCACAAAUGUAGAGCUAAAGCAGAGGGAUUAGCAGCUCUUGCUGAGAAAAUCCAGUGUGUUGAGAAGGAUCUUGCAUCAGCUAUUGGUGUUGUGCUGGAGAAAGCUCAGCCAGGUCCUAGUAAGCGGAGUUUGCCUGGAUCGAGUGUGUCAGUUGGCACUCCAUCAAGGAAGAGACAGAAGAAUAAUGAGGAAAUUUCAUCAAGUGGUUUAGAAGAGACAAAUGGAGUUGCCAUUCAGCCUCAGGAGAAAGCUGAUACCAAUGUUGUUUCUGUCAAGAUUACUUUGCCUUCUGGUAAACAGAAUUAUAAUAUCACGACUCCCUCGAGACGAAAGAGCAUUGAAAGUUUGGCAAGGAAGCAUUUUAGGAGUUUUUCUUCAUCAGUCACAUCUUGUAGCACAAUUUCUCGAUUCAUACUUCGUGAUAUUUGUAACACCAUUAAAAAGGAAAUGAAAUCCAUUUCUUCAGAUACUAAUGAUUCCUUACUCCGUGACUCAAAUGAUGUGACUUUGAUCACUGUGAGCACUUGA